AUGGUCAAAGGCGUUCCCCGCAGAGAGUAUUUUGGGUUCUCUCAGUUUAUCUUUACAACAUGCAUUCUGUUACUGACUUUUGUGUGGUCUUUGGCACCAACUUUGAGCGCGUUUAAAACUGAAGAUGCCAGUAUAAGGAACGAAAUAAUAACGUUUACUCAAGAGCUGGUAGGGCUUUUGCCUCAGAGGUACUGGAUUAUUGUUUUCGAGUGUGUAGUUUUGAUGGCAAUGCUUUUUACCUACCUAGGAUUGUGGAUGUACAACGAGGAUGUUUUGACGGCACCUCUUGACGACAUGAGAACCAUUACAGAUAGCCGCGCGAAUGUCGUGAAGUUUGCGUCGCAUCAAGAAUUCUUGGAUAAGUAUGCUUUCCGCGAAAGUAGCGGUGUAAUGGAUUUACCUAUCACUGAAGUGUGCCGGGUUUUGUAUGAAAAGGACUGA
This is a messenger RNA of Lachancea thermotolerans CBS 6340, 441 nucleotides long. RefSeq names its product phosphatidylinositol N-acetylglucosaminyltransferase GPI19 (gene GPI19). Bases 1 to 441 code for a protein of 146 amino acids. Gene Ontology annotation, biological process: GPI anchor biosynthetic process. The record is from RefSeq and is a predicted model, not a curated record. Gene Ontology annotation, molecular function: phosphatidylinositol N-acetylglucosaminyltransferase activity. Lineage: Eukaryota; Fungi; Ascomycota; Saccharomycetes; Saccharomycetales; Saccharomycetaceae. The transcript has a single exon.